GAGACUGACCACAGUGCGCACACACACACACACCGCCACGACCACACACACUCACACAGGCAGCAGGUGUGUGUGAGGGAGAGAGAGAGAGAGGUCAGUGCGGGGCGAGUCGAUACUGCAGCGUUCACUCAGAACCUCAGUCGUCGGGGUCAGGGGGCAUCGCCAUGGCGAUGACAGCUCUGUUCCGGGGUAAGUGGGGUCAGAAGGCUGCGGAGCCGGCGUCCCCCAAACCCCCCGCGGCCCCCACUCCUGUACCGGACGAAGACGAGGAGGACGAAGAGCAACUGACCAGAGCACCAAUCCGCCGGAACUCCAGAUUCUACCGCAGCAUGAGGAGAAAGAAACUCCAGUCAUCAUCAUCAGAACAACAACACAGCCCCUCCCCGUCCUCAAGAUCCCACGCAGACUCUAGUCGGAGCACAGCGGUCAGCAGAUCUCCCCUCUCACCCCGAAACCACCGCGAUGGGGCGGUGGGCGGAGCCUCCUCUUGGUCGCCGGUAGCGACGGGAGAUUGGCGGCUCAGAGGAGAGAUGGAGGAGCUGAGCGUUCGGACCGGAGCCUGCAGCGUGCAGGACCAGCACACACACUCACUCAGCACAGACAACAACACACUCAGGUUAGUGCAGAGCGGAGAGAGCGGGAACACUCUGGAAAACUACAGCUACAGUUUAAACAUUGUGAAGAGCGUCCCGUUCCUGUAUCAGGAAUAUCGGGACACGUCGGAGCAGCAGGAGAUCGAACAGCGGCGGCAGAGGGAUGGCCUACCUACAGCAGGGCUGGGGUCGGGGUCAGGGGUCACGGUGGGCUCAGGCGUCACAGUGGGGUCAGGGAUGAUAUCCCCUCCUGCCCUGCAGCUACAGCUGAGGAACACAGGGCGGUCGCUGAGCCUGUGGCAGAACCUGGAGGCCGUGCAGAACAGCGGCCUUCUGAAUAGGCUUACACAGCAGGAGGUCAUCCUGCAGGAGGCCAUGUUUGAGUUGGUGACGUCUGAAGCGUCGUAUUAUAAAAGUCUUGAGCUGCUGGAGCAUCACUUCCUGCAGAACUCGGACCUCAUCAACAGUCUCAGCCAAUCAGACAUGCACUUCCUGUUCUCCAACAUCGCUGACGUCAUGAAGGCAAGCGAGAGGUUCCUGAUGGAUCUGGAACACAGGAUCGAAGAGUCUCUCCUGAUUUCAGACGUGUGUGAUAUCGUUUAUCACCACGCUGUCGAGCACUUCCACGUCUUCAUCAGCUACGUCAUCAACCAGGUCUACCAGGAGAAGAACUACCGCCGCAUACUGCAGGAGAACGCUGUUUUUCGGGAGACCAUGGCUGCCCUGGAGAACCAGCCGAAGGUUAAAGGCCUGUCAUUCACCUCCUUCCUCAUCCUCCCCUUCCAGCGAAUCACACGCCUCAAACUGCUGGUGCAGAAUAUUCUGAAGAAGGUGGAGGAGAACACAGAGAGCGAAGUCAACGCCAUAAAGGCUCACCAGGAAUUAGAGCGGAUUGUGAAGGAGUGUAACGAGGGAGCGAGAAAGAUGAGCCGCACUGAGGAACUGAUCAGCAUCGAGAAAACACUCGAGUUCAAAUCAAAGUCAGUUCCCGUGAUCUCUCACUCACGCUGGCUCCUGAAGAAGGGCGAGGUUCUGCAGAUGUCCGGGCCGAAGAGCACCCGAACCAUGAAGAGCCGAAAACUUUACCACCCCAUCUACCUGUUCCUUUUCAACAACCUGCUGCUCAUCACCAAACGCAGCUCCAAUGGGGAGAAGUUCCAGGUGCUGGACUCGUGCAGCCGCUCGAUGUUGCGGACGGAGGACCUGGAGGAUCAGGGGCAGAUGCUGGCCUUCGUCUUCGUUCUCAAACUGCUGGAGAACCAGGAGGACAGACCAGUUAGCUACAUGCUAAAGACUACCAGCAUGAGUGAAAAGCUGAGGUGGAUCUGUGCGCUCACACCAAACCGCCGAACACGAUUCCUCUCAACCAGCACACACCAACCAGACUCUCCGCAGGUUCAGUGUAUUCAGUCGUACUCCGCUCAGGAGCCUGAUGAGCUCUCUAUAGAAAUGGCCGACGUCCUGCACAUCCUGGAGAGAACCGACGAUGGUUGGAUGAUGGGGGAGCGUCUGCACGACGGCGAGCGCGGCUGGUUCCCUUGCCGCGUGGUGGAGGAGAUCCUGAGCUCGGAGGUCCGAGCCCAGAACCUGAGGGAGUGCCAGAGGAUUCAGCAGGCCCAGGGUGGGCAACAGGGGGGCACCAGGGCCGCCUCCAGGGGGCGCCGCGCCACCAAAACGGCACUUUACAGCCCUACCUGGGUCAACCAAUCAGAGCAGGAGCAGUGAGGGGCUCCACCGAUGCAGACUGGACACGGUGACCUUUGGCCUGAGAAUUAGCUGAUUAGAGACGACACGUUCCACCGAAUUAAAGCGCAGGAGGCUUCUGCGGAUAUUGUUCUGUCUCAGGUACUCACUGGGGGUCAAAGGUCACGGCUGGAGGAAUGCCUGCGCAAUGAGGCUCAAGUGGGAUUCUUAUUGGAAUUUGUCCGUUCCGCCUUAAAUGGUGAGGCGCCAGAAUGUAACUGCCGCACCAUUUAAGGCGGAACAGACGAAUUCUAAUAAGAAGCCCACUCGAGCUGCGUUUCUGCGCGUUUUGUGUUUUAAUGGCUGCUUUUACGAACCAUUCAGUUCUUCACAAACACGUUCAGCAUGAAAACAACCUCACUCUGUUUACGGGAGCUGCUGUCAUGAAGGAACCAGAACAAACGAGCGAACAGAAGACGAAUGAACGAAGCAGGAAGUGUCGGGACUUUUCUAAGGGUCGGACUCCAGUCACCCCUGAGUGAGGAGCGGCUGGUGAGAGUGAGCAGGUGUGCACUGUAUUAUACGAGCCUCGGCGUCUCGCCCACCGACCAGGUUUUUAAAGUACUGGCUUUGUGUUUUAAUCGUCUUUGGUGAAUGUUUUUAUUUCCUGAGAAGCUGCAGGUUUUGCACGUCCUGCAGCAGAUUAAUAACAUCAAUACGCGCAUGUAACCGCGUAACACGCGGCUGAAGAGUAGUAAACCUGCACAACCAGUCUAACCAAUUAAGUGCUUCCCAACUGGAAUGCAGCCGGAAAUAUGCAGCCGGAUCGGUGUGACGUGUAUGUGUGCUUAUUUUCCUGCAUGGUCAUGUGUGCCGUACAAUGUGCAAUAAAAAGGUAAUUGCCAAAAUUUCUGUUUUGUAAAGAAUAAUUUAUUGUUAAUGACGAAUAAACCUUGAAUGCUGA
Molecule: messenger RNA, 3240 nt
Organism: Colossoma macropomum (tambaqui)
Lineage: Eukaryota; Metazoa; Chordata; Actinopteri; Characiformes; Serrasalmidae
Gene: ngef
Product: neuronal guanine nucleotide exchange factor
Exons: 16
Coding region: 165-2318 (717 amino acids)
Biological process (GO): activation of GTPase activity
Molecular function (GO): protein binding; guanyl-nucleotide exchange factor activity
Source: RefSeq, a predicted model, not a curated record